AUGCCAUCCACAAAUAACAUCGCCUUCACAGCUCCCAUCAACCCACCAGGACAAUCCCCCGUCCUGACCAUGGACCAAAUCUGGAAUGGGCUUCUCCUCAAAAUCCGCAGCGCAGAAACCUUCGUCCCAGCAGCGAUCCAAUCUACAAAGGUCGUAAGCGAAUCCUACGAUGACAAUGGCAACCCCGUGACCACCCGCGAUGUUUUUUUCCGCGAAGCUCAGAAGACAGUCCAGGAAACUGUUACCGCGUUCGAAGCUAGCCGUGUUCAGUUUGUGCAGCCUGAGGGGAGCACGAUCAAUAAUAUUAUCAGUGAGGGAGCCAAUGGGGAGCUGUAUAUGACUUACACCUUUGAGUGGAGACAUCCUGGUGUUUCCAAGGAAGAAUUGGCUGCUUUCGCUGAGAAGGAGAGGAAGAUGAGCCAGAUGGCUGUUGAGGGGACUAUUGAGGUGUUGAGAAAGUUGGCUGAGGAGAAGAAGCUCUAA
Molecule: messenger RNA, 483 nt
Organism: Penicillium antarcticum
Lineage: Eukaryota; Fungi; Ascomycota; Eurotiomycetes; Eurotiales; Aspergillaceae
Product: SRPBCC family protein
Exons: 1
Coding region: 1-483 (160 amino acids)
Source: RefSeq, a predicted model, not a curated record